GCCCGCUGCUCAGCUUGCGUCGACUCGUGCGCGUCUGCUCCCUCGGCCAGUCAGUACUUGGGACGAGGGACCAAGUGGGCUGGCCAGCGUGUCUCGCUGCCGGCCGCGCUCCAUGGCCUCUGCCUCUUCGCACCCUUCGCACCCCAACGCAGCACCUCCGCGACGUCAACGUCUCGCAAGCUGCACGCAGGCGGCAGGCCUGGCCCAUCCCAUGCUGGUGCACCAGACGACGGCCCACCUGCCUGUGCCCGCGGCCAGGACGCCCGCUGGCUCGCGCGCGCAGUCGAUGCGGCGCCGGCCAUGGCCACGGCCACAACCCAACUCGGCCGCCGAGGGGAUUGGACUGUCGCGUCUGCGGCACACGCCCUCGCACCCGCCCCGUCUCCUGAGGCUAGCACGCCGUCUGCGCGAGGCCGUCGUCGCGGGAGACGGCGCUGGAGAGCUGCGCCAUCCGAAACGCUGGAAAGCGUCGCGGGCUGGCUCCGUCCACUCGACGACGCAACGGCGCCCGACUGGCAGCAGCCCCGGCCGCGCUGGGAUGCCCUGCCCACCGUUGGCUGAGCCGCACUCUGGGCUGCUGCCCGCUCGGAGCCUCGUGCGAGCCGGCGGACGAGGAGGCUCACGGCUCGUUUGCCAGGCGGCUCAAUGGCUGCCCACCAGGUCCCAGCAAUUUCCGCGCGAAAAUUUUCAAGUGUCUCACAAUCUCGAGAGCAGGCGCGCCGUCGACCUGCCUGGCUCAAUGCUGUCCGUUUCCUUACCGCAACUCUGCACACUGCGCUCCCGCCGCCCAUGUCUUGCGAGCGCGCGCUGCCGGCGCCGUGUGAAUGCAUGACGACGGCCCACUGCUGCAGCCGGCGCGCAGCCAUGGCCGCCCUGAUUCGACGGCAGCGGGCGAACAACGCACCAGACCUCACCGUGGCAUGGUGGAUCUUCCCGCGCACAGCUGCUGCCCUGCCCGCAAGCAGCAAUCCUCAACCGCACGGCGACGGGCCCCGUCCAUGACUGGCUGCGCGGAACGCCACCACCCGUCUUCUGCAUGAGGCCUGCUCGCCCGGACGCUCGCUGGCCUCUGUUCUGCCGUCCAGCACGCCCUGCAAUCUCUCGAACUCUUGGCCCACAAUCAUUUCGAAUUUUGGUCCCGGCCGCCCGGCGCCCCUAUUGGCCUGACUCGCAUUUCAUCCCUGCCCGCGCCACGGCUCUGCUC
Melanomma pulvis-pyrius CBS 109.77 is the source of this 1204-nucleotide messenger RNA. NCBI's taxonomy places the organism in Eukaryota, Fungi, Ascomycota, Dothideomycetes, Pleosporales, Melanommataceae. The record is from the annotation of a GenBank genome assembly.